CAAAUGGACAAGGAACCCCAAAUUCAACAUUCAAGGGUGAAAUUAGGCAGUCAAGGAUUGGAGGUUUCAAGAUUAGGAUUUGGGUGCGUGGGACUUUCAGGAGUAUACAAUGCUCCUUUAUCCCAUGAAGAAGGAUGUUCAAUCAUAAAAGAAGCUUUCAGUAGGGGAAUUACAUUCUUUGAUACUGCUGACAUUUAUGGGGAAAAACAUGAUAAUGAGAUCAUGCUUGGCAAGGCAUUGAAGCAGCUUCCUCGAGAAAAAAUUCAAGUAGCUACCAAAUUUGGAUUUGUGAAACUGGAAUCAAAGGGGCGUCCUUUGAUUGAGGUGAAGGGUAGCCCUCAACAUGUUCGAGCUUGCUGUGAAGCUAGUCUUGAGAGGCUUGAUGUGGACUACAUUGAUCUUUACUUUCAACAUCGCGUGGAUACUUCAGUGCCAAUUGAAGAUACUAUGGGAGAGCUGAAGAAGCUGGUGGAAGAAGGAAAGAUUAAAUACAUUGGACUAUCAGAACCAAGCAUUGAUACAAUAAAGAGAGCACAUAAAGUCCAUCCCAUCACUGCCUUACAGAUGGAAUAUUCACUCUGGACUCGUGAAAUCGAAGAUGAAAUAAUUCCACUUUGCCGAGAGCUUGGAAUUGGGAUAGUGGCAUAUAGUCCCCUUGGUAGGGGCUUUUUUGGAGGAAGGGGGGUUGAGGAAACUAUGCCUCAUGGGAGCCAAUUGGCAAACUAUCCAAGGUUCAAUGGAGAGAAUCUAGAGAAGAACAAACUAUUAUAUACUCGAGUUUCCAACUUGGCUAUAAAGCAUGGUAGCACAGUUCCUCAACUUGCUUUGGCAUGGCUUCUACAUCAAGGACACGAUAUUGUCCCUAUCCCUGGGACAACUAAAGUAAAGAACAUGAUCAAUAAUGUUGGAUCCUUGGGAUUGAAGCUAAGUGAAGAGGAUGUGAAGGAAAUUUGUGAUGCUGUGCCUGUUGAUGAAGUGAGUGGCAGAAGAGAAAUGAGGCUAUUAUCUGAAUAUACCUGGAAGUUGGCUAAUACCCCAUUAAAGUAA
This is a messenger RNA of Gossypium raimondii (Peruvian cotton), 1047 nucleotides long. RefSeq names its product perakine reductase-like. The transcript has 7 exons. Bases 4 to 1047 code for a protein of 347 amino acids. The record is from RefSeq and is a predicted model, not a curated record. Lineage: Eukaryota; Viridiplantae; Streptophyta; Magnoliopsida; Malvales; Malvaceae. Gene Ontology annotation, cellular component: cytoplasm.